AGACUCAGGGAAGAUCUGGUUUUGUUUGAUGAGUUGCGAGUCCCUCUCUCACUGUUGGAUGGUCCUCUCUCCAAUCUCACGCGAUGCAUCCACGCUCUAGCUGUCUCUCUCGCUCUCGAACAUCUCUCACGCCAGCCAGAGAUCAGCUCAUGGUCGGGGAUGCUGCGAUGCAACUUGAACCGCGCGAUCCACACGUUCAGUACGAUCGUGAGAGUGCGCGCGCGCGCAUACCACCGAGGCUCCGCGAAACGAAAGGCCGCUCGUAGUUGUUUCCGUACGCCGUGUCCCAUGCAAUUCUUCCAGUGUUUGCCAUCCUAGGGUAGUGUCGGGAUCGGGAGAAAGACUUGCACAGUGCCAUCACCCACCACCGAGGGCAGCGAAGAUGCAAUUCAAUCCAGUCAGCAUGAAUCAUCAUCAGCUCAAAUGGUGUUAAUCGCAUCGCCCAUAAUUUGUGGAAUAUUCAUAAAUUCGUGCUAAUUGUGUGUCCGAGUGCUGUGUCUCGGCUAUCUUCCUGAAGCAGUCAAUUGCUUUCCCACGCCCCAAGUGCAGUGUGCGAGUCUGUGUGCGAGAUUGUACGGUGCUGCAAAUGAUCGAAAACCAAUUGACCAUCGAUAACUGAGCAGCACACACGGUGGUGACGGUGAGUGAAGAUGUGAUGCGAGCAUUAGCAGCGGCACCAGGAGUCGUGUCCGGUCCGGCAAUUUGUUGCAAUAAACCGAGUGAAUCGAUUUCCUGUCCCAGCGUCACCGGACCAGUGUCAUCCAGUGUUGACCGUUUUGUGGUCCACAGCUGUGAUUGAGUGGCUCGUGAUUGGCGGUGCGGGGGCCACCUAAAUCGCCCAUUAAGGAUAACUCUUCCGGAAAAGUGUCCGAAGAGGUGUAAGGAAGGCUUACAGUUUCCCGAGCCCCAAACACCUUUUGGGUGAUGCCUUUAGGUGCUGGUAACCACGAUUUGAUUACGAUUACGGUGCGGUGCUGUGAUGCUUAUGAGAAUGUGCACCAAGGUGUGGUGGUUUGUGGUCGGAACAGUGUCCAGUGGAAGAUAGAGCGGAAAUUAAUCCCCGUGUCCGGAGAGUUGCCGUCGGAAUCAUCGUUUGGUGGAACGUAUCGGACCCAUCGGAAGGGUUAAUUAGAUUCAAUUUCAAUAUAUCCAGAGGCCUUCUUGGUGUGUGAUGAGCAGAUCAGCGUCAUCUGAAGCGUAGCAACCGGGGAUGACUUAGAAGGAGAGCGCACGAUCGGGUUUUUUUUUCGCGCAUAGCAACCACACAAAAGAAAGUUCUAAUAUGGAGUCCUUCCUGGAGGCAAUUCAGAGUGGCCAGUACGAAGCGGUCCGGGCUGCACUCGAAAGCCCUGACCUAGAUCUAGACUACCAAGAUCCGGCGCGCGAUGGAAACAGUGCGCUCCAUCUAGCAACCACCGCCAAACACAAUAAGACGCGCCUAAUCGAGCUACUGAUCGAUGCGGGGUCCGACUGUGAUCUUCGCAAUCAUGCCGAUCUAACACCGGCGGAACUGGCGCUCGACAACGGGUCCCAUUAUGUGGCUGAGUUUGCUCUCUGUAAGGAGCUGGACGGCGUUCCGGACGAGCAAGCCCUUCGGCGACUCAUCCAGCGAGGAUCGGUAGAGCUGUUGAAGAUUUUCCUCGAAAAGCGAGCCUUUGACAUCCACACGAAGAUGAAACUGUACGCCGGGCUGCUGGAUGAGCUGAGCGUGAAGGGAGUAACGAUCGAGCGGUCGAUGCGCGUCUUCCUCGAGUACGAACUGAUCGCGCACAGCUACGAGGAGCAGCAGGGUGGGAUCGAAGCCAGUGUUGCCCGACAGCGACGGCUCGGGGCGGCCGGUGGCGCAAGCUCGAAGCGGAAGGCCGACGGGAAGGUGCAGAGCAGCACGGGCGAAACAGAGGCUGAUAGGCGCAUAGAGUUAGUGCGAAGCUAUACCAAAUACUUGACCGAGCGGUACGAUCCCGACAACCUGAACGAUCUGGACGAUGAGUUUGUGGUGCGGCUGCGGGCUAUCUGCGAGAGUCUGUACUAUCUGGACGGGGUGGAAUGUUGUGCCCGUUCCGACUGGAAGCUGCUGAAGAUGCUUCCGCUCGGUGAGCUUAGCUAUCUGUGCGGUGUGUUCCUGUCCAUCGUGGAGAAGAGCGUUGGGUUCGAGAUAUACAAGCUGGUGCUGAACAAGAACAUGCUCGUGACGUUUCUGCGUGCCGUAAGCGAAGAACUUGGGACGCUGGUCCCAAGGGGCGACUGUUCGGUACCGCGCGCGGUACGAUCAGAUCGAUCGUUUCAGUGGACACCGCAGCUGUUGCUCGAUCUCAUCGUGUGCAUUCGCGAACAGAAGCUGUCACAGUACGUCGCUCGGAGACGGCGGGCCAGCGAGGAUUUGCAGCGCAUCGCGACUUCCACCGGCCCACUACAGCCAUCGGACCACGCACUGAUACUGACGGAGCUCGGUCGGCGCGAACUGACCGCACUGCAGGAAGGCGUUCUGGAACGCGACACCAAAUGGGGUGUAGCGGACUAUGUCCACUAUCUGCGGGGUGAGGCCGGCGACGAGUGGCGGCCGUCGGCGGUCGGACAACUUUGGCACCGAUACCAUCCGAAGCUCCGCCUCCCGAAGCGACAGGUGGCGUACGUGGCGAGCAGGCGCGAACUGUUGGCCAAGAUUCGGGCCCGCCGGUUGGACGAGCUGAGCCGCAACAAGACGAAGCUGCUCGAGAAGGAGCUGGGUGCGCGCGAACUGCAAGGCUCCCCGUUGGCAAGGACGGUACGGCGUCGGCAUCGCAUCGUGUUCGGCCAGAUUCGGCGUACGUAUGAGCAGCUUUGGCAGAUGCACACGGUGAAGCGCAUUGCGUACUACGUCGAGAACGCGCUCGUCAUCGAUCUGGACGAUCGUUCGAACGCGACACUCUGUCUGAUGGCGAUCCAGCGCGUGAUGCAGUACGUUGGCGAUGCUGGGAAGGAAUCGCACCAGCACCAGACCAGCUUUGCCCGCUUGUUGAGCAGCUGGCUGGAUCACGUACUAUCACCACUGUCCUCAACGACCCCGACGGAAGUCCACGAUCAUCGGGAAACAUUUUCGGCCCGUUGUACCGUGGGCAAAUACUUUCUCAGCACGGCACUCACAGGCGAACAGGUGAAAGGUGUACAGGAACGGUUGAAAGCGGUCUAUCGGUUCUGUCUGUACGUCAUCAACAUCCAGCUGAUAGAGGCGUACAAAACGUUCCUCGGGACGGCGUAUCGGUUGCGCAACACGGGCCAGCUGAAAUCGUACGCCCGGUACGUUGGGGAGCACAAUCUCCACACGCUCAGUCACAUAAAGUUCGAGCACAUGUUCUACGACGAGAAGGAGACGGCCCGGAUCGUGCACGAGCUGAAGAAGAUGUACAUCGGAAUGUCGAACGAGCUGAAGCUGCUGUCGUUUAUCGAGAAAAACAUUCACUUCCGGUUCUAUCACAUGCAGUACCACCAGACGCGGCUGCGGGUAACCCUCUCCAACUUUGCGAUCGUUUACCGGGCGUUGAAAGCGAAUCCGGAUUAUGGGUGUGUGCGAAGGUUGCUGCAUUCGUAUCUGCACCAGAGCUACCAGAAGUACGACAUCUCCCGGUCGAUCUCGAUCUCCGAUGCGAACCUUGCGCUGAAGGAGCUUCUUCGACCGUACAGCAGUAUUAGCGAGAACGAGGACACGCUGAAGGUGGUUCGGCAUCUGGAGGAGCUUCAGUGCCUGAUGGAUCCCGACCGUCUGUUUGGCGUUAGUCCGGUGCGGUGUGAGCGCGAGCGUUCUUCGUUGGAGGUGAAUCGAUAUCAGAAGUAUACCCGCAAGCUGUUGAAGGAGGUGAACGCACCAACGUUGAACGAUGAAGAAUUCCAGCAGUUGCAUGAGAAGCUGAGCCGAGCGUACUACGGGAACAUCUUUCUGCUGCAGCAACGCAACCACACGCUGGAAGAGUUUUUCCGCACGAAAGGAACUCCGCUAGACGAGGCCGAGCUUCACGCCCGACGGGAAAGUGACGAGGAAAUGCUGCAGGAACUGUUCGACUCAAAGGUGAACGAUUUGGUGGAAAUUCUGGAGAAGUUUGAAUGUACUGAUGUGCAGACUUUGUGCGACGUGCUCGAUGAACUUCCGCCCGUUGUUCAGUUCGCACUGGAAUACGGUCUCCUAGAACUGCUCGAAAUCCUUUCCUCCGUGAACGUUAUCGGCCCAAACCGUUGGCAUACGUUGCAGAGCAGUUCGGCCGUCCUGAGUGGCCACACCCUUAAAACCUUCCUAGCAGGCGGACGCGAAUCGUUGGUGCUCGAAUGUCUCACGCUCAAGUCAAACGCUACCAUCUUCCUGAACGCGAUCGUCUUCAAGCACCAUCCGUACGAGCUGUACGGUGCGCGACCGGAUGGACGACACUUCACCAAACCGAAACCGACCGGUUCGUGUUACGCGGACAAAUUCGCCACCCGCCUGCAGUGGGUCGAACAGCAACGCACCCUGUACGAAUCGGUACGGACAGGUGAGAUGGAGCUGUCCGCGUUACGGCGGCAGGUACGGCACGACGGUGCCGUGAUCGGUGGCAAACGGUUCGGGUCGUUGAUGCCCAACGAGAUGUGUCAUUACGGUUUAAUUGAUUGUGCCAUUGCCGGUGACUUCCGGGCGAUGAUCGAUCUGCUGACAGAGGCUGACCUGCGGACGUGCAGCGGUGCACGACAGGAGCUGUUGCGGUACCUGCUGCGACGCACUACCAAGUCACACUUUGUGGUGGAACCGUUGGAGCAGAUGAAGGAUGACGAUCGUCACACGCUGGUGCUGUAUCUGUGCAUGUUCCAGGGUGAUGUGCGGCUGUUCCGGAAGUAUCUCGAUCGCUUCAACGCAUACGACCAGCUGCAUCUGUUCGUGAACUCGGACGAUCAUCGGUUUGUGCAGCAACUACUCGGUGAGCUGGGUGCUGAGUUCGAUUGGAGCCGUACGGAUGCGAACGGGAUGACGAUCUUGCAGAAGCUAGUGAAUGCAGGCAAUCGGCCCGCCAUUGAGGAUCUGCUCGGAAGGAUGUCACUUGAGCAGAUUAACGCUCUCUGCAGCAUGAAGUACUCAGCACUGAAUCUAGCAGCAAGAUUGAACCUGAUCGAGAUCGUUCGGGUGUUGGUAGCCACCGGGAUGGAUCUGAAUGUGAUGAGUGAGGAUGAAAAGCUCCCAGUGUUCUGGAUGAUUCAGUACGGCAAUCCACGCACCAUCGUUCAACGGACGAUCGAUUCGGGCACCGAUCUGACAGCUUUCUCCAGCGAGCUGUGUCUACUGCAUCGAGCGAUCGAGUACGAUAAUGAGGAUGUGUUGCGAUAUCUGAUAGAGGACUGCAAGGUAGAUCCGACACGCAUCUACUCCAACUGUAACAACGUUCUGCACGUGGCGGCCGGGUUCGAUCGAAGUCGUAUCCUGCGCUAUCUGCUCACGAUACCGGGCCUACGCAAGAUCGUGAACAACAGCAAUCUGGUGAAGAACAGCCCGCUUAACAUUGCCUGCAAGGAGGGGUACAUUCGAUCGGCACGAGUCUUGCUAGAGCAGGGUGGAGCGAACACGGACACGUGCGGUGAGUACGGGCUUAACGCACUCGCGUUCGCAAUGUACACCAACAACGUGAAGCUGGCGAGAUGUUUGUUCCGGCACGAGGCGACGAUCGGUAAUCCGCUUAGCUCGGACUUUCAGCCCAUAAACAUGGCGAUACGGAAUCGGAACAUCCGCAUGCUGGAGCUGCUGUUGCGGCGCGGCGUGGACGUGAACAGUGCGCCACUGUGCUUCAUAAACGCGGUGUACGCACACUCGCCCGACAUUGUGCGUCUGCUGAUCGGCCGUGGUGUGAAGCACGUCAACCACCGGGACGAGUUCUGUCAGACGGCGCUGCAUCUGUGUGUGGAGCGGGACGAGUACGAGAUGGCGCGCGAUCUUAUCCGGCACGGUGCGCACAUUAAUGCGAAAAACCGAUCCGGCAUGACACCCCUUCAUCUAGCCGUUCAGCGUGGUAAUGUGCGGCUGGUGCAGCUUCUGCUCGAUCACAAAUGUUCGGUCGACGAGCUUAACUAUCACGGCGAAACGCCACUCAUCCGGGCGGUCGUUAGCAACAACAUUACGAUCGUGAAGAUACUGCUCAACAAUGGUGCCAGCAUCGAGCGGUUGCGGAACAGUGAUCCACCGGUGCUGCUGUAUCUGGUGCAGGAAAACCAUGAGGAAAUACUGGACUAUCUGCUGGAACACUAUCAGUUCAAUGCGAACGAGCAGGAUGCGUACGGGAACACGCUACUGUACGUGGCGACACAGCACAACCAUAUCAACAUCGUGAAGCUGCUGGUGGACAAGUAUCGCGCCAAGACGAACCCGACCAACCACAAGAAGCUAACGCCACUGAUGAUUGCGCGCGUCAAGGAGUACAAGGAGAUCUUCCACUUCCUGGAGGCACGUCUGCCGGUGGAGGAGUAGACGCUGGAUUUAUUGCUAUUUAUUGCUGUACACAAGUGUUUUGUUUGUUAUAAUCGGUAGGCGAAGGGCGAAGCGUUUAUUUAUUUGUAAUUUGUGCAUUCAAUACCCCAAAAAACCCGCUAUAGUUUUCGCAUUUGAAUGGUAAACAAAAAACAAAAACAAAAGGGACAUGUGCAAGCGAGAAGAUGACGUGGAAGAGAUGUGCCAUAAAUGUAUUUUUUCUUUGUUUAUUUGUUUCGCGAAUGUGUGUGAGUGUGGGUUUGAGAUUGAGCUUUGGUUUACGAGGAGAGCGAAAAGAAACAGAAAAGGCAUGUCGUGUUUAGGGAUAGAUCUUUUUUUUUAUUUAGAUUUUUUGAAUAUUCUGUAGCUCAAAUGUACGAAGAAAUGUGUGGAACUUAAUAAUAAUUGUCAUCCUAGAUGAAGCGGCAGCAGCUAGCGCAAUAGAGGUGUUAGCGUAGUAACCCUUAGUGACUUAGUGACAGCGAGUUCGGUGUGUUGUGCAUGUGUUGCUAGAUGUGUUUGUGAAUGUUUUGAUGCAAACUGAAGAAGGAGAGAGAGAGAGAGAGCAUCAGUACUUACCGAGAAGAAAGAGAACACACAGACAUCAAGUAGGCACAGGUCUUUGUAUAUAGGCAGACUCAUAGAAUAUGGAGAGCAUACUAAAACGAGCGAGAACUACUAUCCCCCGCUCUCGCUCGUUAUCUCUCUCUCAUUCUCUCUCCCAACACAAUUACGCUGUCCUAGGACAUUCCAGGUGAUAGUGCAAAUGAUUUUUGUUUUUCGUUAUUUCACAACCCCGGCAGACACCACUGUUCCUUCUGUAUCCUCAGUCCUUUUAUUCGUUCGAUCAGAAAGUUAAGUUGCUUGUAAAAAAAGUAAUAAUAAGCUCGUAGCAGAAAAAAGGCCAGACAAUCAGUGUGAGUGUGCACUUAUAAGUCGGCCCGAUAAAUAAAAUAAUUUACAUAAAAAUGCCAUUUUGUUUGCCAGCAAACGGUCGAAGGGUAGGAUGUAGCAACCAAUACAAUAAUGUGCCACAGUCGCUUAAGUUUAGUGGGUUUUGGAUAGGUUUUUUUUAUUCUUAUUUUGUAUCUUUGUUUUGUGCCAAAAUGUCCACAUCCAAUCCACCAACAGCCAUAGAUGGGAAUGAUUUACCCUCUUUCUACACGUUGUACAAACAUUGUGAGCGUCAGUGGCCAUCUUGUGAAGGGGGAAUAUUAGUUUUAUUUGUUUUAGAUUACGCGGCUCGGACCGUGGUGGUACCUUUUUAGACAAGUUUUUUUUACCCCCACUAGAAAUAUUAUUUAGCGUUAUAAGAUAGAGAGAAGAAAAGGGUGGGCACACGACACGAAAUAUUUAUUGUAUAGACUAGAUACGGCGGGCUAUCAAAGCGUGGCAAUUAAAGGCAACUUCCCCCAAAAGCUAUGUACUUAUCGGUCCCGAUUUUUUCUUUGUUUGUUAGUCUUUUUUACACCUUUCUAUCGGUAAUAAGGGACACUAGCUCGGUAAAUAGGAGAUGGUAAUAUGGAUAUGCACCCAUCCCACUGGAUUGUACGAUACUUGUCUAGAUUAAACAAUAAUCUCCCAUUUCCCAUCAAUAAAAAAACACAUCGGUGUGAGUGUGUGUGCCGUACUUAGUUUGAAGCUGAUGAGAGCCCAUGCAUACCCGUACACACAGGCACAUUCGAAACCUAGUAAACCCCUCUUGUACGACAUGAGCAAGAAGCGAAAGGGCGAAGCGAGCGCGUAUGUCUGAAGUGAAUAUUGGAAUAAACGUAUUGUUUUUUGAUAAUACAAGAUGCAA
This is a messenger RNA of Anopheles stephensi (Asian malaria mosquito), 8255 nucleotides long. RefSeq lists its product as uncharacterized. Gene Ontology annotation, molecular function: protein binding. Lineage: Eukaryota; Metazoa; Arthropoda; Insecta; Diptera; Culicidae. The record is from RefSeq and is a predicted model, not a curated record. The transcript is spliced from 2 exons. Bases 1283 to 6454 code for a protein of 1723 amino acids.